AUGACAGGGAAAGACUUCCUCCAUUGGCACCUGCUGACUUUGCUUCUCCUCCCUUUUUGCCUGGGUCAAGAUGAAUACAUGGAGGUGAGCAGAAGAGCUAAUAAAGCGGUGGCAAGAAUAGUGCAAAGCCACCACCAGACUGGCAGGAGGGAAAAAGUGAGAGAGCGGAGCCAUCCUAUAGCGGGGACUGUGGAUAAUAACACAUCUCCACACCCAAAGUCCUUGAGGCCAGAGGUUCUGUCGCACCCUGAAUUUAAUGAUCUGGUCCAGAUCACCUCAUACAGGGUCCAGACAUCUCAAGCUGGAGCACUUCCACCUGACUGCAGCAAAUGUUGCCAUGGAGAUUUUGGGUACCGAGGCUACCAAGGUCCUCCUGGACCACCUGGCCCCCCUGGAAUGCCAGGAAACCACGGCAACAAUGGUAACAAUGGAGCCACCGGGCAUGACGGGGCAAAAGGUGAGAAAGGAGACAAAGGAGACCUGGGCCCUCGAGGAGAGAGAGGACAGCACGGCCCUAAAGGAGAGAAGGGCUAUCCUGGGAUUCCUCCGGAGCUGCAGAUUGCCUUCAUGGCUUCCAUGGCCACUCACUUCAGCAACCAGAACAGUGGAAUAAUCUUCAGCAGUGUGGAAACCAACAUUGGAAACUUCUUUGAUGUCAUGACUGGGAGAUUUGGGGCCCCAGUGACAGGGGUCUAUUUCUUUACCUUCAGCAUGAUGAAACAUGAAGAUGUGGAAGAAGUGUAUGUGUACCUGAUGCACAAUGGAAAUACAGUCUUCAGCAUGUACAGCUAUGAAUCAAAAGGAAAAUCAGAUACAUCAAGCAAUACUGCAGUGCUGAAACUGGCCAAGGGGGAUGAGGUUUGGCUGCGAAUGGGGAAUGGGGCUCUGCAUGGAGAUCACCAACGCUUCUCCACAUUCGCAGGCUUCCUGCUUUUUGAAACUAAGUAA
Messenger RNA from Trichosurus vulpecula (common brushtail), 948 nucleotides. RefSeq names its product C1q and TNF related 3 (gene C1QTNF3). The transcript is spliced from 6 exons. The coding region runs from base 1 to 948 and encodes 315 amino acids. NCBI's taxonomy places the organism in Eukaryota, Metazoa, Chordata, Mammalia, Diprotodontia, Phalangeridae. Gene Ontology annotation, molecular function: protein binding. The record is from RefSeq and is a predicted model, not a curated record.